UCCCGGGAGAGAGUCUCCAAGGAGGAGGAGGAGGACUCUUCCUCUUCUGGUGUUUAACUCUGCUAGCAUGGCGCAUCAACGGCCGCCUGUCUGCUUUGUUUUCCACUCGGGAAAGCCUCUGCGGACACACGCCCCGACGUGGGCGGCUUUCCCUGCCAUGUUGACUCGCUAAAGUGGGCGAAAAGAUGGCGGAGCGGUGAAAGAAGAAGAAGGUGCGCCACCCCGGCCCUGCUGUCAUGGAGGUGGGCAGCCUCCCAGUGGAGCUGUGGAGGGUGAUCUUAGCCUACCUGCCUCUCGCGGACCUGGGCCGCUGCUGCCAGGUGUGCCGCGCCUGGAGGGAGCUGGUGCUCUCCCUGGACAACACCCGCUGGAGGCAGCUGUGCCUCGGCUGCCCGGAGUGCCGACACCCCAACUGGCCCAGUCAGCCUCACCUGGAGCCCCCGUCGUGGAGGGAGGCCCUGAAGCAGCACGCCUUGGCCGCCCGCACCUGGACUCAAAACGGACCCGAGCACCAGUCGUCGGCCUGCUUGCUGCUGUUCCGGCGCAGGAAGGACCGCAGGGUUUGGCAUGUGGGAGCCGGGUUGGAGUUCGAGACCCUGAGAGGAGCGCUGGGGGUGGCGGGGCCUUACGACCGCUUGGUUCUCCAUCCCGGGGUGUACGAGGAGCAGGCUGAGGUGGCCCUGAAGGUGCCCGUGGAGCUGGUUGGACUGGGCGCACUGGGCGAGGUAUCCCUCCUGAUGUGUAUGGAGCAGCAGUGCCCGACUGCCAGACUGGUUAAUCUGGUCUUCAUGCCACCUUGGUUCUCCACUGUGGUCUACAAGACCUCAUGGGGUCACGUCCAGCUGGACAACUGUAACUUUGAGGGGGCUCAGCUGCAAGUCCGCGGGCCCGGGACUUGCCAGGCCCGCUUUUGCUCCUUCUCAAAGGGCAGCUCGGUGCACCUGCUGGGCGUGGCCCUCAGCUUGCUGGACAGCUGCGACUUCUCCGGGAGCGACACGGCCUCCGUGACCGUGGAGGGCCCCCCGGUGUCCGAGAAGAACUGGGCUUGUAAGUACAUGGCCGCCCUGGCCAGGACGGUCUCGCCGUGCGGCGUUAUUAAAAGCGGCCCGCAUAGAGGAAGCGGUUCCGAGGGUGCUGUUAAAAAGGAGGACUGGCAGAGGGAGAACGGCGUGGAGGCGGCAGGGCAGGGCACCGUGAUCAAAGAUGCUUGGAGCGACGGUGAAGAAGAGGGCAGCAAGGACGGAGAAGGGACCAAAAACCCUUCAACUCUGGGUUACAGAAUCCCUUAUGACAACCACGGCCUGUCCCACUUACUGAAGGCCCGUCCAGACGGGUCCUUCCCAUCAUCCUCCUGCCCGAACCCCCCGUGUGCGCCUCCGGAACCUCUCACGAUUCAGCAGGAACUGGAGCGGGACCCCGAGGCUCAGAUGUUUGUGUCAUCUACCCUCGGCUGCAUCGUACGCCGUUGCCUCUUUCGUGAGGGCAAAGGAGGAGUGCACCUGUCCAACUACGGACAAGCGCGACUGGAGGACAACGUUUUCCGCUGUCUCAACUACGGAGUCCGAUGCAUCCAGAAUUCAAUAAUCGUGAUGCGGCGGAACGAGGUGUGCGAGUGUCGAGCGUCAGGCGUGUUCCUGCGUCUGUCGGCUCAGGGACUCAUCGCCGAGAACGACAUCCACUCAAACGGGGAGGCCGGGCUGGACAUUAGGAAAGGCGCCAACCCCAUCAUUGUGUGCAACAAAAUCCACAGCGGCUUGCGCUCGGGUGUUGUGGUGCUGGGCAACGGAAAAGGGUCGCUUCGAAGCAACCACAUCUAUAACAACAAGGAAGCAGGCGUGUACAUCCUCUUCAGCGGGAACCCCGUGGUCUGCGGGAAUCAUAUCUUCCAAGGGCAGGCAGCUGGCAUCGCUAUAAACGAGAACGGCAGAGGGCUGAUAGCAGAGAACGUGAUCAAGGAGAACCAGUGGGGCGGCGUGGACAUCCGCAGGGAGGGAGACCCCAUACUGAGGAACAACUACAUCUGUCAGGGCUACUCUGACGGCAUCGUGGUGGGCGAGCGCGGCCGUGGACUCAUCGAGGGAAACCACGUGUACGGCAACAAAGGGUGCGGCGUGUGGGUGAUGUCAUCCAGCCUCCCCCAGCUGGUGGGCAACUACAUCACCCACAACUGCAUGUACGGCCUGGCCGUCUUCUGCAGGAAGGACCCCGACAACACGGAGAGAAACUGGGCGGGGCCCGAGGGCGACAGGAGGGGCAUGGUGGAGGAAGACGAGCAGGAGAACCUCCACGAGGAAGGGGAGCUCUUCGCCUGGGACAGCGACCUAGACAGCGAGGACGAGCGCCAUUCGGCACGCCGCUCCGUCAGCGUGGCGCUGGUGGAGAGCAACUGUAUGAGCUUCAAUGGAGCCGUCGGGCUGUACGUGAAAACCAGCGAGCCGCUCAACGUUUUCGCCAACCUGGUGAACCGUAACCGGGGCGUGGGCGUGGCCGUGCUGCAGAGCAGUCAGCUGACCCGCCUGGUGACCAACUGCGUUCUGGAAAACAGCCGAGGGGGCGUGACGGUGGAGAAGGACUGCCGUGCCGAGCUGCGGGGUAACGGCAUCUACCAGAACGACGGCCACGGCGUCAACUUCAGCGGGAUGGGACAGAUGCUGGAGAACGACGUGGUCGGCAACAGCGGCUACGGCAUCCAGGUGUCGGGGAACGGCGACGUCAAGGUCCUCCACAACCGAGUGCAGCCAGCGCUGGGCUGUGGCAUCGCCCUGCUGGGCUCGGUGAAAGCUCUGGUGUCAGACAACCAGCUGUUCCAGGGCCACCCUGAGAGCCAGAAGAGUCUCCUACACCUGAACCCCGGCAACAAGAGCUGCGUGUUACGCAACAACAGUAUUUCACGACACGACAGCAGCUGCACCUCCGUCCCACCCUGGGUUCUGGAAAACCCUUCUCCUCGUCCCCCGGCCAGCUCACCUUCGGGACUGUCCUCCUCCCAGUACUCCUCCCGACUGGGCAUCUCCAUGACGACCAGGAUCAGCGCCACCGUGGAGAACGGUUGCCACAGCGGCAGCAUGUUCUGCUCCGUCCUGUGAUGACACUCUGCAGACAACAUGGUCUCAAAGAAGGACUGGACUGUGGAACCUCCAAAGUCAAACACAAAGAUGUGAAAAAAUAAAACUAAUCACCAUUUGAAGAC
This is a messenger RNA of Nerophis lumbriciformis (worm pipefish), 3190 nucleotides long. RefSeq names its product F-box protein 10 (gene fbxo10). Gene Ontology annotation, biological process: ubiquitin-dependent protein catabolic process; regulation of apoptotic process. The record is from RefSeq and is a predicted model, not a curated record. Lineage: Eukaryota; Metazoa; Chordata; Actinopteri; Syngnathiformes; Syngnathidae. Gene Ontology annotation, molecular function: protein binding.